AUGGACGCUCUCGAUUCGAACCCUCCCAUCGAUCUACCUCCACAAAACGACACCACAUCAGAUUACCACAACCAAUCCCAAACCCUUAUUCCUGAAAACGGCAUCAACGGAAACUCAUCUGAAAACGACCAAGCCGCCGCUGCCGAUAACAAUCCACGUCCACGUAUCACAAAUCCGCUUCUCUCCGAGAAUGGUUUGACCGGCAACACCCGAAGCGGAACCGAUAAGGAUCAAUCAGGCGGCGAAGAAGAGACAACCAGCAAGCGCCGCCGUAGAAGUCGAUGGGAUCCACAGCCAGAUUCAAACGAUCAGACUGGCGGCGAUACCGGAACGAAGAAAAGGAAAUCACGAUGGGCAGAUGAUGAGCCGAAACCGGUAAUUCAACUUCCUGAUUUCAUGGGUGGGAUUGAAUUUGAUCCUGAAAUUCAGUCUUUGAAUAGUAGGUUGCUUGAGAUUAGUAGAAUGUUGCAAUCUGGUUUGCCUUUAGAUGAUCGCCCUGAAGGUGCGAGAUCUCCUUCACCUGAACCUAUAUAUGAUAAUAUGGGAAUUAGGAUUAAUACUAGAGAGUAUCGUGCACGUGAGAGAUUACAAAAGGAGAGACAAGAGAUUAUAUCUCAGAUUAUUAAGAAAAAUCCAGCAUUUAAGCCACCUGCAGAUUAUAGACCACCAAAGCUUCAAAAGAAGCUUUAUAUACCAAUGAAGGAAUACCCUGGUUAUAAUUUCAUAGGGCUUAUUAUUGGUCCUAGGGGUAAUACUCAGAAACGGAUGGAGAAAGAAACUGGUGCUAAAAUUGUGAUUCGCGGUAAAGGGUCUGUGAAAGAAGGUAGGCUGCAACAGAAGAGGGAUUUAAAACCGGAUCCGUCCGAGAAUGAAGAUUUGCAUGUUUUGGUGGAGGCUGAUACUGCGGAUGCGCUUGAAGCUGCGGCUGGUAUGGUGGAGAAACUCUUGCAGCCUGUGGAUGAGGUUUUGAAUGAGCAUAAGAGGCAACAACUUAGGGAACUCGCUGCUUUAAAUGGAACCAUUAGGGAUGAAGAGUAUUGUCGGCUGUGUGGUGAACCUGGUCAUCGUCAAUAUGCAUGUCCUACGAGGACUUCAACAUUUAAGAGUGAGGUUGUAUGUAAGCACUGUGGGGAUGGUGGUCAUCCUAGCAUAGAUUGUCCAGUGAAGGGUGCUACGGGGAAAAAGAUGGAUGACGAGUAUCAGAAUUUCUUGGCUGAGUUGGGUGGUACUGUUCCUGAAUCUGCAACAAAACAAACUAGCACUUUGGCAAUUGGGGCCGGCAGUUCUGGAAGCAAUCCACCUUGGGCUAACAACUCUGGUUCGGCUGGUAGUACACCACACCCUGGCUUAGGGUCUGGUGCACUUAAAAAGGAAAUUGAUGAUACAAAUUUGUACAUUGGAUAUUUGCCGCCUACUCUUGAGGAUGAUGGUCUGAUCCAAUUGUUUCAACAAUUUGGUGAGAUUGUUAUGGCCAAAGUUAUUAAAGAUCGAAUGACAGGGUUGAGUAAAGGAUACGGGUUUGUGAAGUAUGCUGAUAUCACAAUGGCAAACAAUGCAAUUGUUGCUAUGAAUGGUUAUCGUCUCGAGGGCCGAACCAUUGCAGUGAGAGUGGCUGGUAAGCCUCCUCAGCCCGUUGUGCCUCCUGGCCCACCUGCGUCGGCUGUGCCCACUUAUCCUGUUCCAAGCCAGCCACUUGGCGCCUAUCCAUCCCAACAAUAUACUGGCGGUGGUCCACUUGGGAGUGCUCCUCCUCCUCCUCCUGGGAGUUACGGUGGUACCCCAGUCCCAUGGGGACCUCCUAUUCCUCAAUACAAUCCUUAUGCUCCUCCUCCACCUGGGUCAACUAUGUAUCCUCCUAUGCAAGGUCACCCUAUGCCUCCUUAUGGUGUUCAAUAUCCACCCAUGCCGACAGGUCCCCCUGGUGCCACGACCCAGCCUGCAACUUCGGGUGAAAUGCAGAAUUACCCUCCUGGAGUGCAGUCUGAUAACAACACAUCCACUCAGUCUGUACCUACCAACAUGUAUGGGAACACAGUACCUUCAAUGCCACCAGCAGCUCCACCAACAUAUCCUGCAUCUUAUGGAUAUCCUCCUCCACCUUACUACAAUGCAGUUCCUCCACCACCUCCUCCUCCUGCCCCUACAGACCAAUCCCACAACAUUGUAAACCCUCCUUGGGCUAGCAACCAUUCUGCUCCACCUCCUCCUUCAUCUGCAGAUCAAUCCCAAAGCAUUGGAAAUGCAGCUAUUCCACCUCCCAACUCAUCGGCAGAGAAGACAUCAUAUGGAGCUGAUUCAGAGUAUGAGAAAUUCAUGGCAGAGAUGAAGUGA
Molecule: messenger RNA, 2331 nt
Organism: Lathyrus sativus (Indian pea)
Lineage: Eukaryota; Viridiplantae; Streptophyta; Magnoliopsida; Fabales; Fabaceae
Source: the annotation of a GenBank genome assembly